Nicotiana tabacum (common tobacco) is the source of this 888-nucleotide messenger RNA. Its product is annotated as high mobility group B protein 7. Gene Ontology annotation, molecular function: DNA binding. The record is from RefSeq and is a predicted model, not a curated record. Gene Ontology annotation, cellular component: nucleus. NCBI's taxonomy places the organism in Eukaryota, Viridiplantae, Streptophyta, Magnoliopsida, Solanales, Solanaceae. Gene Ontology annotation, biological process: polar nucleus fusion.
AACCCUCCAAAUCCCCACACUCAUUUCCUCAACAAUCUCACUUCUGUCACAUUUCCGAAAUUCUCUUUGAAAAGUUCAUUAAAAAAUUAGCUGUAAAUGGCUGGUGGUGGAGCAUCAAAGUCGUCAAAUGGUCCAACUAGAGUAAGAAAGAGGGUGGAAGUUGAAUCUGCUACUGCUGCUAGUCUUAAACGUGCUAAAGAUGGCAGCGCUUUUGCUCGUUGUGAAGAGUGUAACAAAGAUGUACCCAUAGCAUUGAUUAAUUUCCACAGUUGUAGCCUUGAUGCAAAAAUCAAAAUGAAUUUGGAGGCUCAGGUUGUGGAAAAUGCAAGUGAAACAAAGAAGCCAGCAGCAAAGGGUAAGGAGAAAUCGACAGAACCAAAAGCUAAGAGGGAAAAGAAAGCAAAGAAUCCAAAUGCCCCCAAACGCCCUCCCACUGCUUUCUUUGUGUUCAUGGAUGAGUUUAGGCAGACAUUUAAGGCUGCAAAUCCUGAUUGCAAAAGUGUCUCCAUGGUUGCUAAGGAAGGAGGUGAGAAAUGGAAGUCACUGACUGAUGAGGAGAAAAAGCCUUAUCAGGAUAAGGCAGCAGAGCUCAAAGCAGCAUAUGAAAAGGCCUUGCAACAGUCCAACACUGAUGCUGAGAAUGCCAAUGAUGAAGUUGAGUUGCCUGAGAAGGAAGUGAAGGAAGAGGUAGAAGUAGAUGAGGAAUAGAGCUUUUGGUGUUUGAAAUUUGUAGCUAUUUUUCAGCUUUUUGAAAUGACUAGUCUUGAACUUAUGUAAAUUUUGAUCAUUGUCAACUUAGGUUUAUUAGAAGUAAUAUAUGGAAGCUUAUGUUUAAGUUCUUGCUUUCAAGCCUUUUUGGAAUUAAAUCUUAUGUCUAUUUUCUGAUGA